AUGGCACAACAACACCGCCGCGCAUGCUGUGGCCGGCGGGGUUCCGCACCCUGGCUUUGGGGCGUGGUGUUUACAGUAGUCCCGGAAGUGACGUAUAAUGCAGCGGCCGCCUGUCCCCCCCAUGUGGAAGCAAGCGCCGCUGGCAGUGGUAGCACGGGUGGCCGGAGGGGUCUUUCCGGGCCUGACAUGAAUCCGUUCGCCUGGUACCCGCCGCCGCCUCCCAUGUUCAGGCCCCCUGUGUUCUGCCCGCCCCCCGCCUGGGACCCCGGCUUCUGGGCGCCGCCGCCGCCUGCGGAUUAUCCGCCGCCUGGCGCAUGGUACCAGCCGUCAUCGGCGUACGGGGAGCUGCCGAGAGACCCGCACCCAGGUGGAAAUUGCCAUUUUACCCAAGAAUGGCAAGCUGAACCAACACCUGCAUUUUUUAAACAUUCUCCAGGUGGAAACUUCAAGCAAAAGAACAAAAGGAAAAAAGAACCAGUUUUCUCUCAUUAUUGUGAUACUUGUGAUCGUGGCUAUAAAAACCAAGAAAAGUAUGAUGAACAUGUUGCACAGCACACACAGUGUGCAGAACCUGGUUGCGGUUUCAGUGCACAUGAGAAGUUGGUUCAGAUUCACUGGAAGAAUAUGCAUGCUCCUGGUGCUAAAAGAAUACAGUUAGAUACUCCAGAGGAGAUUGCUAAAUGGAGAGAGGAAAGAAAAAGAAACUUUCCUACGUUGGCAAACAUUGAAAAGAAGAAAGCAUUACAGAUAGAAAAAGAGGAGAGAGGAGAAGUGCUGACAACAACACAGUUUGGCAAAAUGAAGGGAAUGUGGAAAGCUCCACAAGAUGAAGAGACUUCUGGGUGGCAAGGAAGACAGAAGAAGAAGCAGAAGCGUCAGUUCUGGAAGAAGUUUAAGAAAGGUGAUGGAGAUGAUGCAUCUCCGCUGAAAGCUCAGAAUUCAGCUGGUGGACCAGAAAAUCAUACGUUUGUUAAGGAACCUGAAAAAAAAUCUGUUUCAGAUGCACAGACCUAUAGGAAGGAUGUGGAUCCACUUGGCAUUCUGGCAAAUAGUGAUGCUGAAUCGGACAAGGAUGGAGCAACUGCAGAGGAUGGAAAGUUGGGAGUAACUGUCAUUCCGAAGCAGGUAACCUCUGCCCUGAGUUCACUGGUGACCAACUAUGGCAGCACAUCAGAUAGCGAGAGCGAGCCAGAGGAAGUUCCUGCCAAGAUUGUAGCAAAAGCUCUUAAGGAAAAUCAGACUAUCCUCCGAAAUAUUCCUCAGGCUUCAAAUAUCCCUAAAAGUCCAAAUAGCAUAAACCACAAGGAACGUGCAGAAUUUACAAGUGCAACGUUGGUGAGCUCAAAUACAAACACAGGGCAUUGCAGAGGUUCUAACAGACGGAGGAAGAAGUCGCUCCCUGUACUGCCCAAACGUCGUCCAACACUGCUGGAAAUGUUAUUAGCCCAGGACAUACGACACGAAAGGAAUGUGAUUCUGCAGUGUGUUCGAUACGUCAUCCGAAAUGACAUGUUUGGACUUCACUUAAAGACAGAACCAGUCGCUGAAACUGACAGCGGACAGGCUUCUAGAGCUGCAGCGGAGUUUUUGACAGUCAGACCUGAUGGAUCUAAUGUUUCUUGUAGCUCUGACCUUCAAUUAGCAGAAGAAGAACAAGAUGCAUUAUUUAUAUCUCAAAGUGACAAAGCAGCUAUAGGUCAGGCGUCACAGAUGAUUCACUAUAUAGACGAGGAGACAUGGGAAACCCCAGCGAGUCAGUGUGAAGAAAACUGACAUUUGUUACGGUAUGCCUCUGUCAUGGAGGGUGAACCAAAGGCUCAACUUUUGUACUUCACUGAAAUAUUUUUUGAAAGACAGUAGAAUAGGAAAAAAAUAAAUCCUAUCUUUUGUAUUUUAAGAACCAUUAAAAUCACUUUUCUGAA
Messenger RNA from Chrysemys picta bellii (western painted turtle), 1922 nucleotides. It is a transcript of the gene NUFIP1, whose product is annotated as nuclear FMR1 interacting protein 1. The record is from RefSeq and is a predicted model, not a curated record. Gene Ontology annotation, cellular component: nucleus. Gene Ontology annotation, biological process: box C/D snoRNP assembly. NCBI's taxonomy places the organism in Eukaryota, Metazoa, Chordata, Testudines, Emydidae.